Molecule: messenger RNA, 3646 nt
Organism: Haliotis rufescens (red abalone)
Lineage: Eukaryota; Metazoa; Mollusca; Gastropoda; Lepetellida; Haliotidae
Product: heat shock protein 60A-like
Exons: 13
Coding region: 124-1854 (576 amino acids)
Biological process (GO): protein import into mitochondrial intermembrane space; apoptotic mitochondrial changes; protein refolding
Cellular component (GO): mitochondrial matrix; mitochondrial inner membrane
Molecular function (GO): protein-folding chaperone binding; ATP binding; ATP-dependent protein folding chaperone
Source: RefSeq, a predicted model, not a curated record
AGGUGACGAUUGCGAAACGGUCCCUGUUGACCUUGAUAAGUAAAGCUGUCGGCGAGAGGAAGGCAUCGCAAGUUCAGAGUCCGAAAAGAAGAUCGUAACGGUGUUUCAGUAAAAUUAGCCAAAAUGUACAGACUUCCAAGUUUACUCCGUCCAUGUCUCGCAAGAAGAGUGGCUCCAGCCCUUGUCAGAAAUUAUGCCAAAGACAUCAAAUUUGGUGCUGAUGCCCGAGCCUUGAUGUUACAAGGGGUGGAUGUCCUAGCAGAUGCUGUUGCUGUUACUAUGGGACCAAAGGGAAGGAACGUUAUUCUGGAGCAGAGUUGGGGCAGUCCUAAAAUUACCAAGGAUGGUGUCACUGUGGCGAAGGGUAUUGAGCUGAAGGACAGGUAUCAGAACAUCGGGGCCAAGCUCGUACAGGAUGUUGCAAACAACACCAACGAAGAAGCCGGUGAUGGAACAACCACUGCCACUGUUCUUGCUCGUGCCAUUGCUAAAGAAGGGUUUGAGAGAAUCAGCAAGGGAGCUAAUCCUGUUGAAAUUAGGCGAGGUGUGAUGAAUGCCGUGAACACUGUUGUGGAGACCCUGAAGAAGAUGUCCAGACCAGUGACAACACCAGAAGAAAUUGCUCAGGUUGCCACAAUAUCAGCCAAUGGAGAUCAGGAGAUUGGGGACCUCAUCUCCAGCGCCAUGAAGAAAGUGGGUCGUGAUGGUGUCAUCACAGUCAAGGAUGGCAAGACCUUGAAGGAUGAGCUGGAGACAAUUGAGGGGAUGAAGUUCGACCGCGGCUAUAUCUCCCCCUACUUCAUGAACACAGCUAAAGGUGCCAAGUGUGAAUUCCAGGACGCCCUUGUGUUGCUAUGUGAAAAGAAAAUCUCCAGUGUCCAGUCGAUGAUUCCUGCCCUGGAAUUAGCCAACCAGGCUCGCAAACCCCUUCUCAUCAUCGCUGAAGACAUUGACGGCGAGGCCAUCAGUACGCUGGUGCUCAACAGGAUCAAGGUGGGUCUCCAGGUGUGUGCUGUGAAGGCACCUGGCUUCGGAGACAACAGAAAGAACACCCUCACAGAUGUGGCCAUCUCAACUGGGGCAGUGGUGUUCGGGGACGAGGGCGACAUGUACAAGCUGGAGGACAUCCAGAUGCAGGACUUUGGCAACAUCGGCGAGGUCACCGUCACCAAGGACGACACACUGCUUAUGAAGGGUAAGGGAGAGAAGGCGGAGAUUGAGAAGCGAGUGGCCCAGAUCAAGGAUGAGAUUGAGCUGAGCACAUCGGAAUACGAGAAGGAGAAGCUGAGUGAGCGGCUUGCCAAGUUGUCCAAUGGAGUGGCUGUCUUGAAGAUUGGAGGGACAAGUGAAGUGGAGGUGAACGAGAAGAAGGAUCGUAUCAAUGAUGCACUCAACGCUACAAGCGCUGCAGUGGAGGAGGGCAUUGUUGCAGGAGGCGGAACUGCACUUCUCAGAUGUAUGCCCGUACUGGAUGCCAUUAAAGCUGAAAACAGUGACCAGAAAACAGGUAUUGACAUUGUACGCAAGGCCCUGCGGAUGCCGUGUCUCACCAUCGCUUCCAAUGCUGGCGUGGAGGCCCACGUGGUGGUCGAGAAGGUGCUGAAUGAGAAUGGGGACUUUGGGUAUGACGCACUCACUGGCGAGUAUGGGAAUCUCUUCGAGAAGGGAAUUAUUGACCCAACAAAGGUUGUGAGGACAGCUAUCGUUGAUGCUGCAGGAGUAGCCUCUCUACUCACCACAGCGGAGGCGGUCGUCACGGAAAUUCCUAAGGAAGAGCCUGCUGCACCAGCUGGAGGGAUGGGAGGUAUGGGGGGGAUGGGAGGCAUGGGUGGAAUGGGGGGCAUGGGCUUCUAACAUGAUUCCACGGACCUGCAGUUGAGGGACCUUGUCAAUUGGAAAUGUGGACAGCUUCUGAGAAGAUUGAUCGUUGAACUCUAUUGAUAGACAUUGGAGAUGAUGAUACCGAUGGAGCAGGAUGUUGUGGAGAGACAAUGGACCAGCUUGUGAACUGAAGAAAUAGGAGCAUGUUGUCCCCUAGCAACAGUUCAUGUACCCUAGCAACAGUUUGUGUAGCUACUGAUGCUUACAUGCUCUAGUCACUUUUGACAAAGUGGACCAACCUUUAAUGCUAGUUACAUUACCUGAAUACAUAGACUUUGUAAUAUUUGGUAAUGAGUACAAAAAAAUAUAUAUACAUCCUAAAGAAUCUAGCUAUCCUUGCCUAUAUAAGAGUGAGUUUACAGUGUGUGUUGGUCUUGCGAAUGUAUUUAUACUAAUCAAAUUGACGGCAUAAGCACAUGAUAAAUCAGAUGAUAAAUCUCGGAUGUAAAUUGUCACAUGAAUAGUUGCAAGGGGACACAACUCUGGAUCUACAGGUAUCAAGUCUAUUGCUGAAGAGAUGGUGGGAGUCAUAGCACAUCAAAUCAUAUUUCAACAUUUUCAAAUAUGUAUAUAUUAAUGCAUUCAAAUUGCAUUUAUAAUGCUUUCAUUUCCAUUGAAAUACAGCCAGUAUUUCAUGUCGUAUCCAAUGCAUUUACAUGCAUUAGCAAUGUGAUCUGAAUGCAUUGACAAGUGGCAGGAUUCAGGGAAACAAUCGGUCUGGGAUUGACGUGAGGUGGAAUUUACACAAUUGUAUUGUAUCAAAACAGUCUUAAGUUCUUUGAUUCCCAGCAGGAAAACCAUCAUUAACAGCUAAUCCUUAAAUGGUGGUUUGGGUAGCCUAGCAGGCAGAGUGAUCUGUUGUAGACUGGUUUGAUUCCCCACAAGAGAACCAUCAGUCCCACAUUCUGCAUAUUGUCACAGAUUAGUCAUCAAGGGUGAUGGGGGAUAGCCUGAAAAUGUCUUUGUCCCUUGCAUCCAAAGCAGCUUUGGUUAGUGCUAAUUGAUAGUCUGUAGCUGUUGGGCCCAGUUGUGAAGAGUUCCCUCUAUCCUUGUGUAGGACCCAGAUUGUUCCUAUUGGUACAGUGUGAGGCAAGGCAGGGUGCCCCAGACAGGAUGUCUUUGAAGACAAUCUCAUUAAAAUACAUCUCAGUUCUCGCUACUGCUAAAUAUAGAUCUGAGGACAUCCCUUUACGGGUAACGUCAGACUGACCUUUUGCAAACUUUGACCAACCAAUGGAAUGACAAGAAGUCCACAUUUGCCAAUCAUAAGGCAGCUCUCACUGGUGUUAGGCUUUGAAACAUAUUUUGAUAAAUUCUCGAUUAAGAGUUUGAAAACUGGACAAAACAUUCUGGAAUGGCUUACAGAUCGCCUUGAUUAUAUGGAUUCAGUCAUAAAGGGCUGUUGUUCGGAAUACCUGUGUUAAAGUUUUCGAGGUCUGGAUUCUAACACAUUCCGACUGUCACUUUCACGAUCUUGUAGGCUACGCUCUGAUUGGUCGGAUGAAAGGAUGUUCUGACGUAACCGGUAAUGGGAUGUGCUCAGAUCUUUGUUUAGGGGUUGUGAGAAAUAAGAUCUGAUUUUAGUGAGAUUGUUGUUGAAGCUGGCUUAUACCCUGGGACUGACUGUUCUCCUGUGUCGUGUGUUUGCAUGUGUCUAGUGCUGGUUCAAUGUUAGUACAAUGUGUGUGGUAUGUCUGGCAGUAUUUGGGGUAGCAAGUGUGAUAUACAAGAUUUUUUGUAAUAAAAUCAGAUUAUAUACUAUGAA